This is a messenger RNA of Dromiciops gliroides (monito del monte), 2643 nucleotides long. It is a transcript of the gene LPCAT4, whose product is annotated as lysophosphatidylcholine acyltransferase 4. Lineage: Eukaryota; Metazoa; Chordata; Mammalia; Microbiotheria; Microbiotheriidae. The record is from RefSeq and is a predicted model, not a curated record. Gene Ontology annotation, molecular function: 1-acylglycerophosphocholine O-acyltransferase activity. Gene Ontology annotation, cellular component: endoplasmic reticulum. The transcript has 14 exons. Gene Ontology annotation, biological process: phosphatidylcholine acyl-chain remodeling. The coding region runs from base 844 to 2418 and encodes 524 amino acids.
GGAAAGGCAGUAGAGGCUGUACUCGGGAGUCAGGAGAGGCGGAGGUGGUCCCUUACCCUUCACUUUGGAAUCUGUGACUCCUUGUCCCGGUCUUCUCCUAGUUUAUCCCCAUUUCUUGUCAUCGCCAAGGGUCCCCAACUGAAAUCUUCUCCAAACCUCGUAGCUCUGGAUUGAGAGGGUGGGACCUUCCAGCCUCUCCAUCCAUAGGACCCUCCCCACCCUCCAUCCUCCAUUCCCCCAUCCCCACACCCUCAAAAGAAGCUUGCCACCCACACCUUCCUCCAGACUAAGGCUGGGCGCCAGAAUAGUGAAGCCCUAGAAGGAAAGGUCCAAGGUUGGGGGCGGGGUGAGAGAGAAGAGCGGUGGAGAACAAGCAGUGGGAGGGCAUCUCAGAGGAGAAGACUGCAAGGGGAGGAAGAGAAAGAACAGUAGGCCUGGGGCCCUAGGAGAAGUGGAGGACCAGGCGGGGGCUGAGCGUUCCGAAGAGCAUCCGGCUUCUUCGGAACAAUGGCCCUGGGAAUUGGGGCGGGCGAUGGGCUGUGGGGGGUUGGUGGCUAGGGAGGAUGCAGAAGGUGGGUGUGGGGGAGCUCUGACUUCCUAAAGCGGGAAGCCCCGCCUCUUUCCAGAGCCCUGACAACGCUGGGCUCGUUGCGCGCUCCUUCUCCCCCUCCCUUCCUCUCUCCACCCAGCAUCAGGCUGGGCCUGGGGCCAGAGUCGCCGCCGCCGCCGCCGCCGCCGCCACCACCACCGCAGCAGCAGGAGCAGCAGCAAGCACCGCUACAGCCACACGCUUUGCAGAGCUGGGGCCCGGGCCGGGGCCGGGGCCCCCAGCCUCCCGAAAUCAUGAGCCAGGGCAGCCCGGGGGACUGGGUUCCCCUUGACCCUACCCCCGGGCCCCCCCCACCACCUAAUCCCUUCGUGCACGAGCUACACCUCUCCCGCCUUCAGAGGGUCAAGUUCUGCCUGCUGGGGGCACUGCUGGCCCCCAUCCGAGUGCUGCUGGCUUUCCUCGUCCUCUUUCUCCUCUGGCCCUUUGCCUGGCUCCAAGUGGCUGGUCUCUCCGAGGAGCAGCUGCAGGAGCCAAUCACAGGAUGGAGGAAGACAGUGUGUCACAGUGGAGUGCUAGGCCUGAGUCGGCUACUCUUUUUCCUCCUGGGCUUUCUUCGAAUCCGGGUUCGAGGUCAUCGUGCCUCAUGCCUAGAGGCACCUGUCCUGGUUGCUGCUCCCCAUUCCACCUUCUUUGACCCCAUUGUUCUCUUGCCCUGUGACCUACCCAAGGUUGUAUCCCGAGCUGAGAACCUCUCUGUACCAGUCAUUGGAGCACUUCUCCGUUUCAACCAAGCCAUCCUAGUGUCCCGGCAUGACCCUGCUUCUCGAAGAAAGGUGGUAGAAGAGGUCCGAAGACGGGCAACCUCAAAAGGCAAGUGGCCUCAGGUGCUGUUUUUUCCUGAAGGCACCUGUUCCAACAAGAAGGCCUUGCUCAAAUUCAAACCAGGAGCUUUCAUCGCAGGGGUGCCUGUGCAGCCUGUCCUCAUCCGAUACCCCAACAGCCUGGACACUACAAGCUGGGCAUGGAGAGGCCCUGGAGUGCUCAAAGUUCUCUGGCUUACAGCCUCCCAGCCUUGUAGCAUUGUGGAUGUGGAGUUCCUCCCAGUGUAUCAGCCAAGCCUUGAAGAGAGCAGCAACCCAACUCUUUAUGCCAACAAUGUCCAGAGGGUCAUGGCACAGGCCUUAGGAAUUCCUGCCACAGAGUGUGAAUUUGUGGGAAACCUGCCCGUGACUGUGGUUGGUCAGCUAAAGGUGGCAUUGGAACCCCAGCUGUGGGAGCUGGGAAAAGUGCUUCGAAAGGCUGGUUUGUCCCCUGGUUGUGUGGAUGCCGGAGCAGAGCCAGGCCGGAGUCGAAUGGUCAGCAAAGAAGAGUUUGCCAAACAGCUGCAGCUCUCUGACCCUCACACCGUGGCUGGCGCCUUUGACUACUUUCAGCAGGAUUCCAGUGGUUCAGUGGAUUUCCGAGAUGUGGCUCUUGCACUGGCUGCCCUAGAUGGAGGCAGGAGCCUUGAAGAAUUGACUCGUCUAGCCUUUGAGCUCUUUGCUGAAGAGGAGCCAGAGGGACCAGGCCGUUUGUUGUACAAAGAUGGCUUUGGCACCAUCCUGCACCUGCUGCUGGGCUCACCCCGACCUUCAACUGCCACUCUGCAUGCCGAGCUGUGCCAGUCCACAUCUACCCAAGGCCUCUCCCUCUGCCAGUUCCAGAACUUCUCCCUGCACGACCCACUCUAUGGAAGACUCUUCAGCACCUACCUACGCCCCCCAUAUACCCUUCGGGCCAACCCCCAAACUCCAGAGACCACAUCUCACGGUAUCCCUACCCCAACGUCCAAUGGGACUGUGAACACCUCCAAGCCGAAAAAUGACUGAGAAUCCAGGCCCCCUCCACACCCCUUUAUUCCUAGCUCGAUCCCAGCCCCUCAGACUCAGGGCAGCACCGGGGGACUAGCCCAUGCCUCCAUCUCUGUUCAUGUGACUCCUGGUUUUGUUUUGUUUUGGUUUUUUAAGUUGGUUUUGGGUUUUUGUAAGAAACUAUUUUAUAUAUAAAUAUAAAUCUAUAUCUAUAUCUAUUAAAAAAAAUGAAGCUCAACCAUA